AGGAAGCAACUUUUUCUGAUGACGAGUCUCUGACGAGUCAAGGCGACACAACAUACAUAGCUGUAGAAGCUCCUCAGUACAUUGCUUCAGAAAAAAAUUUUUGACCGCAACACACGAACACAAAUAUAUAAUAUCCGCUUGGACUCCACGCAACAAAUACAACCUAAACUCCUGAUUAUAAGCGGCCACAACUCUAGGUGUAGGCAAAAUAAAAAGAAGUAGGCCCAAAUUUUUACUUUUAGCUUUCUGUUUCUAUACAACAAAAGAAGCGCCGCGCACGGAAAAAAAAAUCGCGAACCCGAGUUGGCUUAACCGGAUAGACUAGCUCCAUCACCAUCGGUGGAUCCACAAGUUGUGUACUUAAGUAUCUCUUUUGUUACCACGACGUAUGUAAGAAGCUACAACGGCAUCAAGUUCAAGCAGCAAUCCCACAACGUUUCACUCAAGCAACCGUGACUCUGUCUCUGGAUCUGCCUUUUUGUUUCUUUUUUCUUUGUAUUUUUCUGAAGCGUAUUUGCCUUUCGCGCACGUACUACAUUCACAGCAACGUACAAGUACUAGAAUCCUCGCGUCGUAGCUCGCAUAAACAAACUAAAGGAUCUUUUUCAAUAAUCUUCUCAAAAGAAAACACGUUUUACAACGCUAACGCAUCGUGGAUCUCAAUUUUUUCAAAAACAACAGCUACCUCAAAAAAAGAUAGAAGCGUGGAAAUGAUCAUCUCUUCCACGGGCCAACAUCCCGAGGAUGCCGAUGGCGCGAGCCUCGAGCAGCUUCUGUAUGGUGAAAGUGCGCCAGCGCACUACCACAACCCCGACGGCCAGCUGGGAGCGGGAGCUUUAUCGGAGGCAAAAAUCGCAUUUUUUGUAGACGAGCAGGCAGCUGUGAGUCUGAGUCCCCAGGGUGUGAAAAUUAUUCAAAUAACUGCUCAGUGCAGCAAAGAAGGCAACACUCGUUCGGUUCUCCUUUCUUUGCUCUGGUGAAGUUGUAAGUUCUCCGCUAACACUGUUCGGCGGUUUCUUUUGCGGGACUAGAUUGCAUCCUCACAGGGUCGGUUAAGUCCAGAUGCACGUCGACCUCGUUGAUGCAUUGGUGACUCAGACGAGGCCCAAAAAAGUCAUACGAAUCGCUUUGUUGUCUCUUUCAUAACACCACCAGGCCGGUGCUGGAGGUGGAGCGCAGACGGGAGGUGGAGUGCAAGAUGACCUCUUUUCCUACCUGCUUUCCGGUGCUAGUACGACUCCUGGCGGUUGUUCUGCUACCGGUGAACAUCAUGACGGGAACUACCACGGGAGUACAACAGAGAACAACAUGACCCGCGCGGAGACGCUGCAGUUCCUGGAGUCUUUCAUGGACAGCAGGCAGAAUCAGCACCAGGGCGGCGGUGGCGUCGAAGAGGUGGUGCCGGGCAACAGGGGAAACGCAGGAGGCAAAGCCGGGGCAGGUGGUUGGGGCGGCAACUAUAAUAACAACAAAGGCUCCUCCUCCACCUCCUCCGGCCCCCAGAACAACGGGCAUGAUUUGUUGCAGGCGUUUCUGCAGGAAGCGAGUGGAGGAACAUCGUCGUCGAACAAUACGACCAACCAGCAGGGCGGGGGCAAGAACCACGUUGCGUCAGCUUCUGCCAAGUCCGGGAGCGAUCUCACGGCCUGGCUCGCGUCCAUCAAUGAGCCGCAGCAGCCGGCAAAUCCACUUUUGAGUCCUCCGGUGACUACGACAAGCGGCAAUGGUAUGUGUUUUCAAUCCAACGCAAAUAACUUUCGCGGUGGUCAACACCCAUAUGGCAAGGGAGCAGAGAACAUGAACAUGCUGGCCGCAGGAGCCCACAAAGGCAGCGCGGACAAGUCCGGGUGCAGCGUGCCGAAUGGAAUGGGCGACUUGCACCACCUGCAACCGCAGAAAGGAAGGGGGGGCGGUAUUUGUUAGAAUCAAUUGAAUGAUUUGUGAACGUAAUGGAAUCCAAGAAUCGUACUCAUGGAUGAUAAAUUCGCAAUCGCAUUUGACUGUCAUGUUUUUUGCUAUUCUUGCGUGAGCGAUAUAUGUUCGAAAAACGGAGAAACUUUUUACGUUUAUUCAUACUUCUAGGCUAUGGAUCUGCUCUCGCUUAUGCUUCUCCUGCUUGUUCUCCCAACCUCGGACCCGCGGGCAACCCCCAACAACAUGCGAGUAACGCCUGGACGAAUAAAGGUUCUGCUGGCACUCCCCUUCACCACCAGCCGCAGCCGUUCAGUAAGGGUGGCGGUCCGUCCAAUGCUCUACCACCAGGCGGAGGAGGUGGUGGACCCUUGUACAACAAAAACAGCGGCAUGUUGGGUCAGCACCAGCACCAGGUUAAUAACGGGGGUAUGGGCAAUAAAGGAAAUUCUGGCUACAACAGCAGUUUCAACGGCGCCUGGACAACGACCUCUUCAAACGGGAAACAGCACAACAAUCCUACCCCAACCAUGAGAUUUACCGGGCCCCCGCACCAGGGUAAUAAAGGUAGUACACCGAACCACACCCCCCCGCCGCCUCCACCCCCACCUCCGGC
Messenger RNA from Amoebophrya sp. A120, 2527 nucleotides. The record is from the annotation of a GenBank genome assembly. NCBI's taxonomy places the organism in Eukaryota, Dinophyceae, Syndiniales, Amoebophryaceae.